AACGUUUUAAUUCGUAGAAUUCAUACCCGGUUGACGUCAGAGCGGUUCACACUCAAGCUGGGAGAGGGUAAAGAAUUGAAAGGGGGUGGACGAACCGAGGGGCAUAAUCCCUAGCUUUAGAAAGUAUUUAUGAUCUCUUUCUAAUAUUAUCUACAAUUAAGGGUCAGAAUGGUGCAACGCACGCAUUGUGCACCAUCGUUUCUAUGCAUCCCUGUAUUGUUUAGUAAUCUUUGCCUAUGCAUUCUGUGUAAAUGCAGCGUCUGUCAAUAGUGGAAGUGUAUGUGUUUACAUGUAGUUAUUUAAAAAUUUUGGUUUUUGGUGAAUUUUCUCAUUAGUGCAGUGUCCAGAAAGAAAAAAUGCCGCAGUGCUACGUUUCUUCUUGUUCAAAUUAUUACGGUAAAACGCGAGGAAACAGUAAAAUUAUUUAUCACAUGAUACCAACCGAUACCGAAUUGCUUUCAAAAUGGAUAAAAGUUUGCCGUACUGGUAAAGAACCGCCACCACCUCACGCUAGAGUAUGUAGUGAACAUUUUUCCGAGAAUUGCUAUCAGAGAGAUCUACAACACGAGUUGCUCGGUUUACCUCUUCGAAGAAAAUUGAAAUUCGGAGCUAUUCCAGAUUUAAAUUUGCCUUCAAAAAAUGUUAAACACAAAAAGCAGGUAUUAAAAGAUGUCGAUUGUCAAAAUCAAGUUGAAAUUAGAAAAACUAAAGGUAAAAAGAUUACCAAUACCAAGAAUUAUGAAAAUAUAUCGUCAAAUGUUGAUACCAAACAAAAGGAGAGUUUAUUGAAAAAAUUAAAAGAACAAGUUAGUUUUCUUGAAGGUAUUAAUAUUGAAGCAGUAGCUGUAACUACUAAAAAUGAUAUUCCUAAACAUACGGGGAAAUUUAAAAAGAAAGAGAGAAUGGUUAUAUUAAGGAAAGUUUCAAAUGAUAAAAACGACACAGUUAAUGAUGUUGUUACGAUACCUGUUGAUACCGAUAAAACAGAAUCUGCAAAUAAUUCAACAGGAAAUUAUACGAAAAGAAAGUAUAAAUCAGAAGGGAAUAGUGACGAAACAAAUACAAAAAAACUAAAGAGUAAAUAUCAAACAAAAGAAAAUAUACAAUCCGAUGAUACGAGUGAGGUAGUGGAUAACAGAAAACAUAUCGAUAAAAUUCCGAAACUAAAAAAAAUUAAAGAGGAAAAUAUAAAUAAAAUUAGAAGACCAAUGCGGUCGAGUAUUAGAAUUGCGAAAAAGAAAUCUAUCGAAAGUUUGAGUGAUUCGUUUACCGAAAAAAUCAACAAUAUGAAAGAAUGUAAUAAAGGCGAACGAUUUACGGAUAAACUAAAAUUUAUGGCCAAAUUAGAACUUAAACAUGAGAAAAACAAUCACGAAGUUAUCGAUUUAGAUAAAUUUUUCGAAGAAAUAGCUGAUAAGGACUUGAGCAAUCUCAGCUUAAAUAAAAUGCAGAUUAUGGAAAACGUUGUCGAAGGCUGCAACGUCCAACCUUCAUCACCGGGACAUGCCGAGGAACGAGAUCAAGACGUUAAAAUAAAAUCCGAAAGCGUAAUAGAAGAAACUGAUAACAAACCAAUUACAGACAAUGACACCGACAAUAAAGAUAUCGAAGAUAAUAGGGGAAAGAGUAAAUCUGACAAUAUAUCGAACGGAGUUAAAGAAGAACCAGAUUCUAGCGAUAUACACGAUGACAAUUACAGUAAUAGCAGCUCACCUACGGCAGACAAUAAUAAAAGAAAAUCAGAAACCGAAGAAUAUCCUAUUAAAAAAUUAAGAUCGGAAAUACAAGAAAAUUUCCAUUCGAGAGACAAAAUUAUAAACGAUUUUAUCGAAAUGGCGGAUUGUAAUAAUUUCGAUCAAAUCAAUUCGUUUAGCGAACAGCUUUUAGCUGAAAUAAAAACGCUUAAUGAAUUCGCUAAAGAAAAAGAACGAGAGUGGAACAAUAUAAUCCACUUGAAAAAACUAAAAGAAGAAUUACUUCUUAGAAUGCAAAGAAAAAAACAAGUUUUAAUGCUCAGCGAAAAAACUGAUUACGCCGAACAGUUGAGCGAAUCUCAAAACGGCAACAUUGACGAAAGACUACGGACGUUACCUCAAAGUGUUUUAAGAUCAAAUUACCCCAAUUCCAAGACUUACUCGACCAAUUCUAGCCCAAACGGUAAUUUAUAUAAACAGAAAUUGAACGUUCCCAAAACGCAAAACAACAUCGACCUUAUGAGUUCCGUCGACAAGCAAGGAAAGAAACUCACUCUUGAUGUACAAUCCAUCAUUGCCGAUUAUAGACAAAGACAUCCCGAAACUGUGCCUCGUAGAGGAAGAAGAAUCAGGUGUUCUCCAAACGAUUCUAAUAAACUUUCCAACAGUAUUAUGAACUUUUCGUCGAUGGCACUGGGAAGCGGAGCUCAAGUUAGACAGGGAGAUGUUAACAACGAUCUUGGAAUUCUAUUAAAUAGUAUUAACAUGAGUAGACACGAAACAGCUAACAAAUUACCCAUCACGGAAACUGCUAAUUUACAAGACACAGUAUCAUUCAAAGAUAUGCUACUGCAAUUUGCGAAACUAUCCCAAAAUGAGAGAAACGAACUGAUUCAAAACGCAAUUAAACCGCCGCCACCUUAUCCAGAAGUUACAGUUCAUCCUGUACCAACGUCCACGCCACCACCAACGAAUUCUCUACUACAUGGAAUUUUAACAAAGUCGCCUACGAAACAAAAUAGCAAAUCAUCUUUCAGUCCAACAUUGGCUCGACUUCUGACAGCUCCUGAAAGAAAUAGCAGUGCGAUGGCCAUAUCAACGCCGAUAUCUAAUAGUACUGUUCACCCUUCCAACAUGUCCAUUUCAGAAAUAUUAUCAACCAGUAAGGCAUGCAAUGAAAUUACAAUAACACCAGUAGAUACCCAAUAUGAUUCUACGGCAACAAAAGGAAAAUCAAUGGAAGAAGAUGAAACUGAAGAUAGUGCAGAUAGACUAGUCAUAGAUGAGAAUAAUGAUACUGACAGCAAAAAACAGAAUAAUUCUGACAAUAAUUCCGAUGGUGGAGAUGAAGUACCACUUUGCCAAGGUUGUAAUCAAAAAUCCGCACAGUUUGUUUGUGCUGGAUGCGGAAAUCAAUGGUACUGCAGUCGAGACUGUCAGGUUUCUGCUUGGGACGAACAUUCUGAGGUUUGUUCUGGUUGAACAGUAAUGAAAUCAGUCUGAAAUCGCUUCGAAUAUAUUGUAUAUUUAAUAAAUAUUUUAUAUCUACUAAGUUAAGUACUAAGUACGUAAAGAUGGUGUUCCCCAGAGGUAUUUGUAAUACGAACAUAUACUACAAUCAAAAUGAACUAUAAAAUAUUCCGAUUUUGUAUCCUGUGAUCUAUUGGACCGAAUAUGAUAAUUUUUCCAAUGAUGUUACGGUAAAAGUAAUAAAUUCGUUGAUUAUAUAAAAUCACCACUGAAUUUGGUGAAUAUGGUAAAUUAUUUCAUAGCUAUCAAAUUUACCGGUUAGUUUAUAAAAUCCCCAACUCGUAAUGGGGAAUGUGACAAAAGUCCCCAACUUUACGAAAAUUCGUUCAAUUUGCGCAACUUCUUGGCACGUGACAACCACGUGAUUUCAGAAGUAGUUAUAAUUUUGUUCCAUGUAGACGUGACACUCGUGAAAAAUAAAACAUGGAAUGAUGGCUGGUAUGCUUGAGCGUUUUAAUUCCAAAUUACUUAAUAUUAUUAAUACUAAGAAAACAAACAGUGGUUAGGUUAGGUUAGGUAGUAACUACUCAAAAAACCUGCACUCUAUUCUACUGGCCCAAUAAGCAGGGUUCGUUGAUUUAAAUCUGAUUAUCCAUUAGUGUUUAAAAUGAUGUUAUAAUUAUGAAAGGCGUAGCUCAUAGUAUGAAAUUUACUUCAAUUAUAUUUUACCGAUGAAUAACUAUAAAUUUGAAGACUUGUUAACAAAAUCCGAUUUAUAUCAAAAAAAUCACGAACGCUGUCAAUAAGUCAUGAUAUUUAUCACAUUCCCCAUUACAAGUUAGUGUUGAUUAUGAUGAUAAGUGCAAAUGUAAAAUAUCCGGGAAGCUUUGUAAUUUUAAAACAAUCUAAUACGACUAAAGAAGUAAACUUACGUGUAAAUGCAAAUAAAUGAUUUGUUACCCAUAGAAUAUGGGUUUGGUUUGUUCUUACAAAAUAAUCCGAAUUUAUCAAAUGCCCCAUUAAGAGUUGGGGAUUUUAUAAACUAACUGGUAAAUUUGAUAAAUAUGAAAUAAUUUACUAAAUUCAGUGAUGAUUAAUAAUCAGCGGGCAAUUUUAUAUUAUCACCAAUUUAUCAUUUUUACUGUAACAAUUAUACUAUUUAAUGGAUAUUUUUUAACUUGCAUACCUCCAAAUGCCCAAUCUUUAAUAAACUAAAUUAAUAUUGUAUAUUUUGAAUAGUUCUACCAAAGAUUCCCAAAGUUUCACAAUAUUUUUUACUAAAAUAAGUGUAGGCUUAGUAAUUUAUGUAUUUUUGUGUAAUUAGUCAAACAAACGAUAUUGGACUAAAAUUUUCAAAAAAUCCCAAAUACCACUGUUUUUAUUUUCAAAAUAGCAUAGUAGAUAGUGAGUGAAAGCCCCAAUUGUAUUACAAGAAAUGUUUCUACAUUUUAUUAUGAUUAGUAAAACUGAAAGCAUAAUCAAAAAAAUAAUAUCAAAUAUCAAAAACUGUUACAAAAAUCCAUUUUUUUUUAUCUUGAAUGCAAUAUGUAAGAGCCCACCGAAUGAAUGUACCCAUGCCAAAUUUAAAUGAAUCCAUCCCAUCUAUGCAAAUCUAUAUGAAUCUAAUUUAAUCUAUAAGAAUCUAAUGUUUGUGAAUCAUAUCCAUGUAGACUCGAUUCAUACUAAUUGGAUCAGGUAUUUUUGAAAGAUCAUGAGACCAAACUUUUCAGGAGAGGUAAAAAACUAAAUAUUGAAAACAAAUUCAAGGUUACAUAAUGUUUGUUUUGAAAAUAUUAAAUAGGCACUCGUUUACAUGUUGAACAAUAAAAAAUGUUUACAUUUUUGAAAAAAAUGGCAUCAAAAGUGUUGAACUAGUAAAAGAUUAUGUAUUGGAUAAUUUGUGUUUAAUUCAAAAAAAUAAUCAGCAUAUGCUUACGAAUCAACUACUCCCUCCUCAUCAUCAUUUUCUGACGUAGACCACAGGAUAUAUAUAUAUAUAUAUAUAUAUAUAUAUAUAUAUAUAUAUAUAUAUAUAUAUAUAUAGGUGCUUCAAGCAGGCAUUUUAGGCAUGGAAGUGAUCCCCUUACACUCUUUUCUAUUUUAUACUUUCGUUUUCCAGUCCUGAAUUCCUCUCUCUCUCUCUCUCUCUCUCUUUCUUGUCCUUGUUCUAUGUCCAUUAGUCCAUUAUUUUUUUUGCUGCUCUAAAAUGGCAGUCUCUGUAUGUUACCCAGCCACUCUAUACUUUUGCAUCCUUAGUUCUGCUUCUCCAAAUAGAUUCCUUAUUUCGUUAUUUGUUCUUCUCAACCAUAAUUCUCCAUCCUUUUUAGUCUCCCUGUUCUGUUCAAACCGAUUUCGCAUACUAUCCAUUCUAAUACUAUAUUGAACAGCAACAAUAUUUUUAAUAUUUAUUGGAAUUUUUCCUAAUGGAUAUGCUUUUUCGCUGGGUAAAAUAGAGUUUUCGAGAACAAUUGUCUCGUCCAUUUCCUAGUCAUAGUCUCUGGAAUUUUUUUUAAUUCAGAUACUCAUGAAGCUUCUGGCAGAAAACCACUACCGAUGUAACAAAUUAUUAGUCUCUGUCAUUUUUAUAAAAUUGAAGUUUUCCUAUAGAACAUAUAUACAAUCAAACUGAAUUAAUUGAAUAAUAAGUAAUAGUAAAAAAAUCUUUUCAGAAACAAGCUUUUAUUUGGAGGAAAUUUUAGAGGACUCACAAUGUGGCUUUAAAAAAGGAAGAAACUCAAAUCACUUUAGAAUUAGACAAUUAAGAGAGAAAUUAUAAAUAAAGACAAGGAAAUUCAUUCAUGUUUCAUAUUUUUAGGAGGUAGCUCAAAAUGAACUUCCUAGAUUUAAUUACAGACAGGUGACACUAAAUAAAAGCUUGCAAAAUAGUUUUUUGAAUUAUUACUUACCUGAUGGUUUUUUUAAUCCGGUGGAAAGCUUAUCCAAAAAUGCUUGCCUUGAGGAUUGUAUGGAAGAGUCCACCUGAAUCUUAUCCUUAAUAUGUCCAUCUUUACCCAUGUUUCAUCCAGGUAGUAAAUUUUUCUAUUUUUUUUUCACAAAAUUUCUCAAUUUUUCCAAGGUAUUCUCGCCUCUACACAAUUAUUUUUGCUUUUUCAAUUAAUAAACUGUUCCUUCCACGUUUUUGGUAUCAAAAUUCCAUUCCUUUUAAUAAAAUAUUCAUCUUUUAAAAUCCGACUCUCAGAACUUUAUCCACUGUAGGGAAUUCAUUCUGAAAGACAAUUCUUUUGAUGGCUCUCUUAUCGAAAUUUUCAAUUGAAAUGUUAAUUAUUUUUCUUGAUCGAUACUUUUUUUGGGUUGGCCACUGAAUGAUUAGUUCUGUACUCUUGAACGAAUCGGUAGACACUUGAAGAAGAUACUCCGAAAUAUUUGCCGUUUCAGAAAGUAGUAGUAUAGCUAAUGUCAACAAUUUCAUCAAUAAGAUACGGCGCCCUGUUUCGUACUUAUUUCUUCGAUAAAUAGACUUUAGCUAGAAAGUUUAAUUACAUAGUUUGAGUUUAGUAGGGAAAUUUUGGACACUCUGUAUACAUUCCCUUCAUAUAGAUUCAUGUAUUAAAAAUAUGCAAUGAUAUGCUUUUAGUUUAUAUACAUAUUUGUUGUGUAUGUGGGACUAUUAUUAAAUUUUACAUGUUUUUGUAGUGUAUUAAUUAAAUUUAUUUUUCCUGAAAAAUGUAACUGUUUAGUGCAUAGUUUGUUUUUAUAUAAAUCCUAGUCAUUAAUUUUCUAAAGUUACCUGUAGUUGUGUAAUUAUUUUCAGAAUGUGUUGUGUUGUUGAAGUGCCAUUGAAAUAUUUUGUAUCCACAAUAAAAUAAUGUAAGAUGCAGUCCUGUGAUAAAAUAUGUAAGGUUAAUGCUACUUAAAAUAAAUUAGUUAUAAUUUUUA
This is a messenger RNA of Diorhabda carinulata, 7061 nucleotides long. RefSeq lists its product as uncharacterized. The coding region runs from base 357 to 3176 and encodes 939 amino acids. Gene Ontology annotation, molecular function: sequence-specific DNA binding. NCBI's taxonomy places the organism in Eukaryota, Metazoa, Arthropoda, Insecta, Coleoptera, Chrysomelidae. The transcript is spliced from 8 exons. The record is from RefSeq and is a predicted model, not a curated record.